GUUGAGAGCGGCGGCGACGUCGGAGGGCCGCGCGCUCGACGGAGGAGGACGCCGGGGGGGAGGGGGGCUGAGGAGGGUAAUAAAAUGUCAAGAGAAGAGGCCAAGGCAAUCCCUGUGAGGGUGGCUCUCAGGUGCCGUCCUCUUGUUCCAAAAGAAAUUGAUGAGGGCUGCCAGAUGUGUCUGUCUUUCGUCCCAGGAGAACAUCAGGUCAUCUUGGGUAAUGACAAACCUUUCACAUACGACUAUGUGUUUGACCCUUUUGCUGAACAAGAGGAAGUAUUCAGUACUUGCGUUGCUCCCCUUGUAAAGGGCAUUUUUAAAGGUUAUAAUACUACAGUUCUAGCUUAUGGGCAAACAGGGUCCGGGAAGACCUAUUCUAUGGGAGGGGCCUACACAAGUGACCAAGGGAACGAUCCCACAGUUGGAGUCAUCCCCCGGGUGAUCAAGUUGCUCUUUGAACAAAUGGAAGAGAGGACAGAGUGGCAGUUUUCCCCAAAAGUUUCCUAUUUAGAGAUUUACAACGAAGACAUCUUGGAUCUGUUGGCGCCUUCCAGAGACCGCUCGUCUCAGAUCAGCAUCCGUGAAGACCCCAAGGAAGGCAUAAAGAUUGUGGGACUGAGAGAACAUGUGGUUACUUGUGCCCAAGACACCAUCAACUGCCUGGAGCUCGGUAACAAUUCGCGAACGGUAGCUGCCACAGCGAUGAAUACACAGUCGUCCCGGUCUCACGCAAUCUUCACCAUCUCCAUUGAACAGAGAAGCAAGGACACGAGAGUCAGCUUCCACUCCAAGCUGCACCUUGUGGACCUUGCUGGUUCUGAAAGACAAAAGAAGACCAAAGCAGAAGGAGAUCGGCUAAGGGAAGGAAUCAACAUUAACAAAGGACUCCUCUGCCUGGGAAAUGUCAUCAGUGCUCUUGGGGAUGAAUCUAAGCGAGGAAACUAUAUCCCUUAUAGGGACUCAAAGCUCACGCGUCUGUUACAGGAUUCCUUGGGAGGAAACAGCCACACUCUCAUGAUUGCCUGUGUGAGCCCAGCAGAUUCCAAUGUGGAAGAGACUCUCAACACCCUUCGCUACGCUGACAGGGCAAGAAAAAUAAAGAAUAAGCCAAUUGUGAACGUCGACCCCCAGGCAGCAGAGAUCAACCAGUUAAGACUGCAGGUCCAACAACUUCAGGUCUUACUGCUGCAGGCUCACGGUGGGACACUUCCCGUUUCUAUUGGUGAAGAACCAUCAGAAAACCUGCAUUCCCUAAUGGAAAGAAACCAGGCCAUGGUGGAGGAAAAUCAGAAACUGAGCCGUGGCUUGAGUGAGGCCGCUGGUCAGAUCGCCCAGAUGCUAGAAAGGAUCAUUAUGACGGAGCAGCAGAAUGAGAAGAUCAAUGCUAAGCUUGAAGAAGUCCAGCAACAUGAGGCGCUGAAACUGGAUCUGCAGAAGCUGAUUGAGACUAUGGAGGAAGAUGAACUGAAGCAGCAAGUGGAAUUAAUUUGCAACCUGCAGCAAAUGAUUUCACGGUGGCAGAAUGAAAGUCCUCCUUGUGACGCUGAAAUGGACACAUCUGAACAGGAAUCGAGCGAUUCUGCAGAAGCGAGUCUUGGCGAUCAGAGCUCUACAGAGGACUACGCCUCUCGGCACGCUCUCCACCAGGCUCAGAUGUCCAAGGAACUGCUUGAGCUCAACAAAGCCCUGGCUCUGAAGGAAGCCCUGGCAAAGAAAGUGACUCAGAACGAUAGCCAGCUGGGGCCCCUCCAGUGCCAAUACGAGACCAGCAUCAAGGACUUGGAAGUGGAAGUCACCAAGUUGCAGAAGGAGAAAGAAGACCUGGUCCUUGCCCUUCAAAUGACGAAGAAGGAUGUCAGUCAAGCCAAACUCAGCGAGCGCCGUAGGAAACGCCUGCAGGAGCUGGAAGGGGAAAUGACAGACCUGAAGAAGAAACUGAAGGAACAGUCGAAGCUUCUGAAAAUGAAAGAAACAAGUGAACAGACAGUCAGUAAGCUGAACCAGGAGAUUCGGGCAAUGAAAAGCCAGCGUGUCCAGCUCAUACGUCAGAUGAAAGAUGAUGCGGAGAAAUUCAGGCAGUGGAAGUUACAGAAAGACAAGGAAGUUAUCCAGCUGAGAGAGCGGGACCGCAAGAGGCAGUACGAACUUCUCAGGCUGGAGCAAGACUUCCAGAAGCAAGCCAAUGUCCUCAGGCGGAAAGCAGAGGAGGCAGCUGCUGCUAACAAACGCCUGAAAGAAGCUCUUCAGAAACAGCAGGAAGUGGCUGAUAAGCGGAAGGAGAAUGUAAACCGUGGGAACGAGGGGCUUGCUCACCGGGUGAAGAGCUUGCUGGCGAAUGAAGUUGAGGUCCUCGUUCGUAUCGAAGAGGCUCGGCACCACCUCAACGACCUUCUGGAGGACAGGAAGACCCUGGCCCAGGAAAUCGCGCAGCUUAAGGAGAAGCGGGAUGCUGGAGAAAACCUUCCCUCAAAGUACAAGAGGCGCACAUUCUCUCACAAUGCUAUAGAAGCCAACCAUUCCAUCACGAAGCAGAUUGAGAGCCUGGAAACAGAGAUGCAGCUCAGGAGUGCCCAGAUUGCAGAUCUGCAGCAAAAAUUGCUAGAUGCAGACAGUGGAGAUCGCAAGAAACACGGCUGGGAAACCAUCUCAACUAUUCCAGAAGCCAAGUGUGCUGUCAAGUAUCUGAUUGGUGAACUGGUCUCCUCCAAAGUAGAAGAUGGGAAACUGGAGAGCCGCCUUCAGCAGAGCAAAGCCACCUGUUCGGACAUCCACAAGAUGCUCCUUGAGGAGCGGAAAAUUGUGGCCGACAUGGAAGCGGAGCACGAGGGUCAGCUGAUGCUGGUGGAGCAGCAGCAUCAAGAAAAGGUUCUGUAUUUGCUUAGUCAGAUACAGCAUAAAGAAGAAGCAGAAAAGAAGCUUGAGACCUCCAUUUCGGAGCGGGAGCAACGGCUUCUCGAACGCCUCAGCUUCCAGGAUGAGGAGCUGGCAAAAAUGAAGGAGGUCUUUGAGAAGAACCAGGAGCUCUGUGAAGAACUUGAAAGUGUCAAACAGAAACUGAGUAUUCUUCAAGCUGCCAGUAACCAGAAAAUCUGUGGUAUUCCGCAAUCAGUUGCAGACAUCCCGGAGUCCCCUUUUGAUUACAUUCCACCCAAGCCCAAGCCGCGCCGGCAAACAACUGCCAGGCCCAUGUCUGACUUGGCCUCAGAAGAGCCGUCAUCAGAGUCAGAGGGGUCGGAAGGAGAAGCAGAAGACGCCGAGUGGAUGCCGGCAAAAAUAGCCAGAGGAAUCAAAAAGAACUUUUUGGGGUGCAACUGCAAAGGCCGCUGUGGCAACAGGCUGUGCGGCUGCCGGAAGCAGAAAACAGCCUGCUCAGAGGACUGCCGUUGCGAGUCCGAGAAAUGCCGCAACCGGGCCAUCAGUUUCUUGGAGGGGAUACUCACAGAAGAGCCCGUGGGAGAUCCCCAGGACACAGUCUUCAGCCUCGAAGACCCCACUCUGGUGUCAGGGGACACUUUCUUUGACCCUCCAGUUGUCACUCCUACUCAAAAGGUUUUGAAGGCAAUCAACGAGCCCCAAGCCUUGGCCCCAGAGCAGCAUGACACGACCGCCUACUUACCGCUGGGAAACCUGGACACGGAGAAUCAACUGCCAGCGGUGAAGAAAAGGAGGAAAAGGAUCUUGAGCAGCUCCAGGAGCUUCUUUGCAGGCUGCACCCCCAUUAAAGAGGAUUUUGUGUAGGGGGGGGGCAGAGCUGAGAAGUGGGAAUGCCAGUGGACAGGCCGUAACGAUCUGACCGCCAGGCUUCUUAGCAUAGGGAUUUUAACCUUUUUUUAAUAGAUUUAUUUGCAAUGAAAUAAA
This is a messenger RNA of Eublepharis macularius, 3858 nucleotides long. It is a transcript of the gene KIF4A, whose product is annotated as kinesin family member 4A. Gene Ontology annotation, molecular function: microtubule binding; microtubule motor activity; ATP binding. Gene Ontology annotation, biological process: mitotic spindle organization; microtubule-based movement. NCBI's taxonomy places the organism in Eukaryota, Metazoa, Chordata, Lepidosauria, Squamata, Eublepharidae. The record is from RefSeq and is a predicted model, not a curated record. The transcript is spliced from 31 exons. Bases 85 to 3738 code for a protein of 1217 amino acids.